This is a messenger RNA of Solanum verrucosum, 1175 nucleotides long. RefSeq lists its product as uncharacterized. NCBI's taxonomy places the organism in Eukaryota, Viridiplantae, Streptophyta, Magnoliopsida, Solanales, Solanaceae. The transcript is spliced from 8 exons. The record is from RefSeq and is a predicted model, not a curated record. The coding region runs from base 137 to 1042 and encodes 301 amino acids. Gene Ontology annotation, molecular function: nucleic acid binding.
CUUAACCCUAGAUUCUUGCCCUUUCUCUUUCGCUCAAACAAACGUUGAAUCCUGAAUUACAGACAAUUGUGGAGCUAACACUAAUUCUUCUCAACUACGAAGCAGAUAUUCGUUCAAUCAGCGAUAUCAUAUAGGUAUGGAUGAUAGAUGGUUCAAUAGUAGGCCAGAUAUGCGCAUGAGAGAUAGACGCCAGCAAGAAAUGGAAGAGGCUGAUGAGGCUUCUGUUCUUGAGGAUCUCACUGAAGAUUUUCGCCUUCCUAUUAACCAUAGACCAACGGAAAACGUAGACCUGGAAAAUGUGGAACAAGCAUCUUUAGAUACGCAGUUGACAUCCUCUAACAUUGGAUUCAGGCUUCUUCAGAAGAUGGGUUGGAAAGGGAAGGGACUUGGGAAAAAUGAGCAAGGAAUUACUGAGCCAAUAAAAUCAGGGAUGCGAGACCCAAAGUUGGGGAUCGGAAAGCAAGAGGAAGAUGAUUUUUUUACAGCAGAAGAAAAUAUUCAAAGACGUAAGCUUGAUAUUGAACUUGAGGAGACUGAAGAACUUGCCAAAAAACGGGAGGUUUUAGCAGAACGCGAGCACAAAAUUGAAACGGACGUGAAGGAAAUACGCAAGACUUUCUUUUGUGAGCUGUGCAACAAGCAAUAUAAAUUAGCAAUGGAGUUUGAAGCUCACCUAAGUUCAUAUGAUCAUAAUCACAGGAAGCGCUUCAAGGAAAUGAGAGAAAUGCAUGGAAGUAGCCGGGAUGAUAGGCAGAAAAGAGAGCAGCAACGUCAAGAGAGGGAGAUGGCAAAAUUCACCCAAAUGGCUGCCAAUAAGAAGCAGCAAGAACAGCAAACACCAGAGGAAGCAGGAAACAUUCCAGCCCCUUCCAUGGUUAGAACUGCAACUGCUCUAGCAGAUCAAGAUCAGAGGAAGACUUUGAAGUUCGGAUUUUCUGCGAAAGGAGGCUCGUCAAAGGUGACAACCUCGGUUAACAAAUCUGUGAAGAAGCCAAAAGUAACUGUUGCAUCCGUCUUCAGCAAUGAAAGUGACGAGGAGUAACAGUGCAUCUACACAAGCCUGAUGUCGGUGAAGACUGAUGAAUGAUAGAUACUGAAACUGAAUGCAUUUUCUGUUGUUGGUGUAUUAUGUUGAGUUGUACAUUGUAAUCCUUUUUAAGCAUUUAUUUGCUGUC